Messenger RNA from Fonsecaea erecta, 552 nucleotides. RefSeq lists its product as hypothetical. Gene Ontology annotation, biological process: protein transport. The coding region runs from base 1 to 552 and encodes 183 amino acids. The transcript has 2 exons. NCBI's taxonomy places the organism in Eukaryota, Fungi, Ascomycota, Eurotiomycetes, Chaetothyriales, Herpotrichiellaceae. Gene Ontology annotation, cellular component: lysosomal membrane. The record is from RefSeq and is a predicted model, not a curated record. Gene Ontology annotation, molecular function: GTPase activity; GTP binding.
AUGGCGGGCUUCUUGACCUGGUUGUGGGACUGGCUGCUAUGGAUGUUCUGGGCGACCGAGAUGGAUGUUGCCAUAGUUGGAUUACAAAAUGCCGGCAAGACGAGUUUAGUGCGGGUUCUUGCGGGCAACGAAUUCACCGUCGACACUGUGCCCACAGUUGCAUUUAACAAGAGAGAAGUCAAGAAAGGCCAUGUUUCCAUCAAGUGCUGGGAUCUCGGAGGUCAACCACGUUAUCGAUCUAUGUGGGAGCGAUAUUGUCGCGGAGUCAAUGCCAUUAUUUUCGUGGUCGAUGCCGCCGACAAGGCCGCCAUUCCGGUGGCGCGAGAGGAGCUGCACAGUCUUAUGGACAAGCCUACGCUCAACGCCAUCCCUCUCCUCGUCCUCGGCAACAAGUCGGAUUUGCCCAACAAACUGUCGGUGGAUGAACUGAUUGACCAACUGGAUCUGAAGUCGAUCGUUCGGCGGGAGAUCAGUUGUUAUGGAAUCAGCGCGAAGGAAGAGACCAAUCUGGAAGCUGUGCUCCAAUGGCUGGUAGCGAGGUCUGCGAAAUAA